AUGAAUUCCUUGGACUUGUAUGAAGGCCUGCAGAGGGUGAUAGAAGACAUGGAUUUGAUCAAGAGAGAAGCGAAGGUGAUCCUCACAGACAAGCUCAAAGUCGGAGAUCAGUUGCAGAUACGUUUCUCUGCGACUGUAUCUUCCUCCACUGGGCAGAAAAGCACAAUGGUGGGCUUCGAUGAUGUCUUGCUUGAACUCAUGGAUAAGCUCACCACGGGGCCGCUCGAUUGCCACGUCAUCCCUAUUGUGGGGAUGGGCGGAAUUGGUAAGACUACUCUUGCCAAAAAUAUUUAUGCACACUCAAUAAUUAAGGAGCAUUUUGAUGUUUGUGCUUGGGCUAAAAUCUCUCAACAAUAUAACUCGAGAGAAAUUCUUUGCGAACUUGUUUAUCAAGCCAAUAAAGAAGGCAACUUAAAAUUGAGAAAAAUGAGGGAAGAUGAAGUAGGGCUAGCACUCCACAAAAAUCUAUCACAUAGAAGGUUCUUGAUUGUGUUGGAUGAUAUGUGGAGUGUUGAGGCAUGGGAGAAGAUACAACGCUUUUUUCCAGACAAUAGUAAUAGUAGUCGGAUAGUGGUGACAACUAGGUUAUCCAAUUUGAGUUCUCAAUUGGAUAACAACAACUAUAGCCUUGAAGUGAAAUUUCUAGAUAAGGUUAGUAGUUGGAAUUUGUUCUCCAAAAUUGUGUUUGGGGAGAAAAGCUGCCCUCUUGAACUCGAGAAAGUCGGAAGGAAGAUAGUAGAGAAUUGCAGAGGACUUCCAUUGUCAAUUGUUGUGACGGGAGGUCUUUUGGAAAAACAGGAGCAUACAAAAGAAUGUUGGGAAUCUUUUGGGAGGCACUUAAGCUCAGUAGUGAAUUUGGAGAACGAUGAACAUUGCUUGAAAAUAUUGAAAUUGAGCUACGACCAUUUGCCGGUUCAUCUAAAGCCAUGCUUUCUUUAUAUGGGAGUGUUUGAGGAAGAUAGAGAAAUUCGAGCUACAAAAAUAAUCAAGCUAUGGGUUUCUGAAGGAUUUCUAAAGCCAGUAAGCGGGAAAAGUUUGGAAACAAUUGCACGAGAGUGCUUAAAGGAUCUGAUUGAUAGAAAUCUGAUUCUAGAUAUGUUGGGAACAACUGGAAAUGUUAAGUACUGCAUAAUUCAUGACUUGUUGAGAGAUCUAUGCUUGAUAGAAGCUCGAAAGGAGAGGUUUUAUCAUGUGGUGGGAGGUACAUAUAGCCAACGCCGCAUUGUUAUUCCCAGAAGUACUUCCAAAGAGAGGGUCAUUGACGCCUUGGAAUCAAAGCCACUCGCCCGUUCCUAUAUAAGCGACAAUGCAACUAUUCGACGGCUGCCCAACUCGAGAUUCUUGAGAAUAUUGGAAGCAUAUGAGAGAUAUGGAAAUCAAUAUUUUGGGCAUAGUUAUGUUUUAAGGAAUAUGUUUGAGUUUGUAAACUCGCGGUAUCUUGCUGUUGGAGCUCAUCGUCACGCGAAACUGCCUACUUCCAUCGAUCAGCUGUGGAAUCUGCAGACGUUGAUCGUUGCUCAUCCAAGGAAAGUGGAUGCACCGGUUGAGAUUUGGAAGAUGCCUCAACUUAGGCAUGUCAUCUUCUAUAAACGGGAAUUGCGUCUCCCAGAUCCUCCUAGUGAGCACUUUGUGAUCAUGGAGAAUCUGCAGACGCUCAAGGGGAUAAGGAAUUUCAAGUGCGAUCAAGAGGUGGUAAAGAGAAUUCCUAAUAUCAAGAAAUUGGGAUUGACAUAUAGCAAGGAUAAGGGGAUUGGGGUGCAUGAUGAUGAUUAUGAUUACUAUUGUUUAGGAAAUUUCGAAUGUUUGCUUAAAUUGGAAUCUCUUAGCUGCAAGGGUAGUCGAUUUGAUGAUUAUGUGCACAUGGCAACCUUCCCACACUGUCUAAGGAAGUUGAGUCUUGAAGCAAUUCUGUUUUAUUGGCAAGAAGUGUUGGAAAAGAUAAGUUGGUUGCCCCUUCUUGAGAAGCUUGAAUUGACGUGUGGACACUUUAGAGGAGGCGAGUGGGAAACGAAAGAAGGUGGAUUCCGCAGCCUCAAAUUCUUGUCGUUGAACUUUUGUUUCAACUUUGAGCAGUGGACGACGGAGAGCUCUCACUUCCCAUGCCUUGAGCACCUUUAUCUUCGCGGAUUAGAAAAGUUGAAGGAGAUCCCUACAGAGAUCGGGGAUAUAGUGACGCUCCGGUCAAUUGUGUUGGAUUUUUGCUGUGAAUCAGCGGAGGAAUCUACGAGACAGGUGGUGGAGAAACAAGAGGAAUUACAAAGAGAGAUUGCAGUUGUGGUCAGGAGGAUGAACCGAGAGUUGGACACAUACAAAGUUUUAAAACAUGGGUUUAAAGCAAAAAUAAGCAGGAAAUUAGCACAAAGUAUCUAA
Messenger RNA from Salvia miltiorrhiza (redroot sage), 2370 nucleotides. RefSeq names its product late blight resistance protein R1-A-like. Lineage: Eukaryota; Viridiplantae; Streptophyta; Magnoliopsida; Lamiales; Lamiaceae. Gene Ontology annotation, biological process: defense response to other organism. Bases 1 to 2370 code for a protein of 789 amino acids. The record is from RefSeq and is a predicted model, not a curated record. The transcript has a single exon. Gene Ontology annotation, molecular function: ADP binding.